Molecule: messenger RNA, 5752 nt
Organism: Lepus europaeus (European hare)
Lineage: Eukaryota; Metazoa; Chordata; Mammalia; Lagomorpha; Leporidae
Gene: MTMR9
Product: myotubularin related protein 9
Exons: 10
Coding region: 87-1736 (549 amino acids)
Biological process (GO): negative regulation of autophagy
Source: RefSeq, a predicted model, not a curated record
CCAGCGCUGGGUCAUUUGCAGCUCUGCGGCUGUAACCUCCACGCUGCCGGGGCUCCGCAGUCCCCUGGUUCCUGCCGCUGGGGGGCAUGGAGUUUGCGGAGCUGAUUAAGACCCCGCGGGUGGACAACGUGGUGCUGCACCGGCCUUUCUAUCCGGCCGUCGAGGGGACUCUGUGUCUGACGGGCCACCACCUGAUCCUGUCCUCCCGGCAGGACAACACGGAGGAGCUGUGGCUCCUUCAUUCAAACAUCGACGCCAUUGACAAGCGAUUUGUGGGAUCUCUGGGUACUGUCAUCAUAAAAUGCAAAGAUUUUCGAAUUAUUCAGUUGGAUAUUCCUGGAAUGGAAGAAUGUUUGAAUAUAGCCAGUUCCAUUGAGGCAUUGUCUACCCUGGACUCCAUCACCCUGAUGUACCCUUUCUUCUACCGGCCUAUGUUUGAAGUCGUAGAAGACGGCUGGCAUUCCUUCCUGCCCGAGCAAGAGUUCGAGCUCUACUCCUCAGCUACCAGUGAAUGGAGGCUAAGCUAUGUCAAUAAGGAGUUUGCUGUCUGUCCCUCCUACCCACCAAUUGUCGUAGUGCCCAAAUCCAUUGAUGAUGAAGCUCUUCGGAAGGUAGCUACAUUUCGACAUGGAGGGCGCUUCCCAGUACUAAGCUACUAUCAUAAAAAAAAUGGAAUGGUGAUUAUGCGCAGUGGUCAGCCACUCACUGGCACAAAUGGGAGAAGGUGCAAGGAAGAUGAGAAGCUAAUAAAUGCUACCCUCAGGGCAGGGAAGCGCGGCUACAUCAUUGACACACGCUCUCUAAACGUGGCUCAGCAAGCUAGGGCCAAAGGAGGCGGCUUUGAACAAGAAGCUCAUUAUCCCCAGUGGAGGCGAAUUCACAAGUCCAUUGAGAGAUAUCACAUUCUUCAGGAGAGCUUAAUCAAACUUGUGGAAGCUUGUAAUGACCAAACACAUAACAUGGACCGAUGGCUCAGUAAGCUGGAGGCCUCCAACUGGCUGACUCACGUCAAGGAAAUUCUGACUACUGCCUGCCUUGCAGCCCAGUGCAUUGACAGGGAAGGAGCAUCAAUACUGAUUCAUGGAACAGAAGGCACGGAUUCCACGCUUCAGGUGACCUCCCUGGCCCAGAUCAUCUUGGAACCGAGAAGCAGGACCAUCCGAGGUUUUGAGGCCCUGAUAGAAAGAGAGUGGCUACAGGCUGGCCACCCAUUCCAACAGCGCUGUGCACAGUCAGCCUAUUGUAAUAUUAAGCAGAAGUGGGAGGCGCCUGUGUUUCUUCUCUUCCUGGACUGUGUUUGGCAGAUACUUCGUCAGUUUCCUUGUUCUUUUGAAUUCAAUGAGAAUUUCCUUAUCAUGCUUUUUGAGCAUGCCUAUGCCUCACAGUUUGGAACAUUUCUGGGCAACAAUGAAAGUGAAAGAUGUAAGUUGAAGCUACAGCAGAAAACAAUGUCGCUGUGGUCCUGGGUCAACCGACCCAGUGAGCUGAGUAAAUUCACCAAUCCUCUUUUUGAAGCCAAUGCCCUUGUCAUCUGGCCUUCGGUGGCUCCACAGAGUCUUCAGUUGUGGGAAGGUAUUUUCCUGCGGUGGAACAGAUCCUCUAAGUAUUUGGAUGAAGCCUAUGAAGAAAUGGUUAACAUCAUUGAAUAUAACAAGGAAUUACAAGCGAAAGUCAACAUCCUUCGGAGGCAGCUGGCGGAACUGGAAACAGAGGGCGGGCCGCAGGAGAGUCCCUGAGAGGCGUCCUGCCCCUCUCUCCUCUCGCCCUUCAAUUUACUCCUACACUGUGGGACCUCUCUACCGUCAUGGGUUCCCCAACACGGUAUGAACAGAACUGAAUUUGACGUGGCCUGUAGGUCCUUCACUUUGGGAGCAGGAAGGAGGUGCUAGUCAUUUUAUCUUGUGUGAAGUAGGUGACCAGUCUACAGCCAUUCGCGUUCUGCACCCUUUCACCUGAAGCUUUUCUGUGUGCACUUUCCGCACAGUGGCCCAGCGCAGCCGUGUUUACAGCUCAUCGCUGUAGGGACUGUCUGGCUUUAGAGGAAGGAGUCAGGUUUCAAGCACUCCCGCGUAUAGACGUGUUUUUCAGAAUUGAAAUGGCUGCUAAACCCAGAGUUGUGUGUUUGAUCUGCCGUUUCCAAUAUCUUUGCUACAUAAAAUAGCCUUUCUCGUUAAAAUAGUUUUAGACUCAAUCUGGUUUGUCAAAGGAAGCUCUGAAUACCUAAGGUAAAUUAUUUCUACAAGGGCAAUAGGUAUCAGCCUCUGAUACUUACAUUAAGAAUUAAAUUUAUUUAAAUAGUAGACACUAAGACAUGUGCAAUAUAGAAUUAAUGUAUGACUUUGUUACUGAUAGAGGACUGUUACUGUUGAAAUGGUUUUUUCAAGGUUUUUGAUGAUAGAUAAAAAAUGUAUAUCAGAUGCUAGAUGUAGAAUGAAACCAUCACUUAGCAUAGGGUUUGUCUGUCAUAACUGAUCUAUAGCUAUGGUUUCCUUAAACCAGAGAUGCACUGCCCUUAUUUGAAGUUCUUACCGCACUGAUUUACGUAUGUAUGCGUUUUAUUUUAGUUGACUAAGGUUAAAACUUCAAAUAGCUCAAGCCAACAUUAAUCUUAACUCUGCUGAUUUAUCCAUUGUGUGUUAAGGCAAUAUCAUUUCAGUGGAGGAGGCGUUUAUAAAUAUGGUGCAGUUCUGCGUUUCAACAGUUUGUUUUAUAGAAACGGUGGUGGCUCCAGUCAUGCUCCGGUUGUUUACCCCUGCAACUCUGAAGGUUUCUUCCAUGCGUGUUUGUCUUGUGGCGAUACCCUUUUCAACACUUAAUAUUUCCACACCAUCUGUAUACCACCAUUUCCAUGUACAAUAUAUCACAUUGAACCCUGUUUUAGAGCCAUCAAUUGAACGGAACAUACAAUGAAAAGAAUUCAGCUCUAGCAGAACUUAGGGCCACAUUGGUUGGGAACCCUUAGAGAGGGGCGAAUACUGCCCCCUGCAGUUUCCCGAGCUCCCUCCGGAUCGCAGCGAGGUGCCCAGUCUGCUGCAGGAGCUUUCGGCGCAGGUGCCUGCCCUCUUCUCCGAGCUCAGUUUUACUCUUGACUUCUUCCUUGGCUGUGGUUAUGGAUUUUGGGGCAUUAAAGCCCUCACUAAGAAGGCCAAAGGAAGGAGCAUACGCUGUGUUGCAUCCUGCUGCGACUCUGUUAUGUGAAGUAGCCUCACUUCUUUAUGGUUCCUAAAAUGCUUGCUCUGUGUCCACACCGCUGGCCUUUGUGGUUUCGGCUUUUGUCUCCUGACAAAAUAUGAAGAGGGAGACUUUUUCUUCUUGACUCAUGAGCCCUAAGGAAAAGCAUCUAGGCUCUGUUCUGUUGUUUAGCAAUUUCUUUCAAAGUGACUCCCACUGUUUAUAUUGACUGGCCAUUGGGCUUCCAGGUGCAGAAACUUAGAAAGGAGUUUUUAUGAGGCUUGGUUGUGGAGAAAUUAGAUGCUCUCAAAUUCUACCUGUCUUCCUGAUGAGCACGUGGCGUGUGAGCCACAGUACAGAACCAGCAUCGUAGUCCAUUGGCUUGUUUUGAAAAGUGUGCAUUUUAAUAUUUUAUAAUUAGGGGCUGUCCAAACUUCAGAUCCAUUUAGCAAAGUUUAUUUUUACAAUUUGUAACUGUGCUUUCAGAAGGGUUCCUUAAUAAUGCCAAGUUUUCCCAAAUUUGCAAAUUGUCAAAAACAAGUGCAUUUAUGGUUUUAAUACUGAGUUAGUCCUCCUUUAGGUUAGAAUAAAAUGGACACACUCAUAAAGAUACUUGUUAAACAGUUUGGAGAGUUGAUAAUUCUGCCACCAUUCUUUUCACUAAAGUUUAACACAAGCACAUUGCUGUACAGGAGCUAGUAGUACUUGUAAUUGAGAAAAUCAAAGUCAUGUAUAUUAGUCAUUUUCUCUAUCAUUUGUAGCGAAGGCUGGUUUACAUGGGGGGGAUGUUUUGCAUUUUAAGCCCCACAAACAGUAGUUUAAAAUUUUAAAAAGGAUCACUUGUGCUUUAUCAGUAGUACAAAGAUCCGUAUAAUUUAUUAAAAGCCAGACAUAGUUGACUUAAUAAACCUGAAACUUAUUUUUUAAUGGCAAGACUUUUCAGUAAUUUGGUCAAAUCUUUAUUAAAUAAGAAAAGCAGAAAUAGUAAAAAUUCAAUAAGUUUUAAAUAACCUAUGGAUACACUUUGUUUCUAAGAAAGACAGUGAGAAAUAUUCAUUUAAAAUAUAUGAAGGAUUUUAAAGCUUUUCUUUAAACGUUGGUGCCUGAUUCAGUUUAUCUUUAAGAAAAUGUCAUCAUCAUGCCAUGACCACUGGUUUGGAGUCUCCUGUAACUCUGGUUAGGAGGUCAGAGUUCACUUAUUAGCAGCCCUUAACCUGGGGCACAGGUUUUGGUAUUUGCCCACUUCCAGAUUUAAUGGAAACUACGCGAGGCUGUUAUGAGCACGGUUAAUCAGAAAAGUAUUUCCUGGACAAACAGGGGCAAUAUUUAGUGUUUCCCUGUUCUGGAAGCUUUGAACUUUUCCAGGAAUGAAGUCAUUCAGUCCAUCUGGUACAGGUUUAUGCUCUAGCUAGCCACAGCAGAGGACACCAGCCGGAGGGGAUAAACCAUCUGGCCAUGUUAAAGAGUGAGAAGCAACUAACCUAAGUUAUUGUCAGGUAAUAUUUUUAUGUUGCCAUACUUAAACAUUAAAAGACUGAUUUCUACCAUUUAUCUGUAUGCUUAGAUGAUAUGAAAUGCUAAAGUUCUUGUAUCAGUUUGCCCGAUUCUCAUUUUCUUGAUGACUACUUCUGUCUUCUCCUAGCCUUUAUAAUCCACUGUCCACAGCAUCUUCUUCCUUUAAAUCAUUAGUCCCAAAAGCAACCCUCUGAAGUUCUAGGACUGAGUUGUUCAAAAAAUUGAACUUGUUAUCUAGAUCCCCUAGGAAACAGCGCUGUAUCCCUGGAGUGACGGACACUGCUGAACAGGUCAGGAGGGUCGCUGUAGACCCUGCCUUGUCCUGGCGAGGGCCCGAGGGCUCCUGACGCCAUCCUGUUUCCCUCUGUGAGUCUAAGGAGUACCUCUGGGGUUUGUACUGAAAGAGGUGUGCAGCACUGCCUGUGUCUGUUGAGCCAAGACAUUCGCUUCACUUCUAAAAUGCACAGAGCCUUGGAGAGGUGAUUUAUUCUACACAAUUACGCGACACCCUGUUUAGAAUCCCGAUAGAACUAUUCCCCUCUACACUAAAAAUAUGGUACUUGCACAACUUAGUUUAUAUAAAGGAAUAUGUAUUUCUUCAAUAGCCAGGUAUUUGAACUGUACUCUUGCUAUCUUUGAAUGUGACUCUGGAUUUAAGUGCACUAUUAUUCCUGUCUUACACAAUCAAAUUGCACUGGAUGGCAAAUGUGUCAAUUAUGCUUUGCUAAAACCUCAGUGUGCUGUAAGGUACAGGUUUUUACAGUGUGAACCUGUCUAAAGGAAAAAUUCUGAACUUGUCUAAGUGUGUAGAACAUUUUAAUAUUAUUUGUAAUGUUCACUAGAUGGUGGGUUUACUUAUGUCCUGAACCUGGAGUCAUUCACCUUGAGUGGGCCGAUUGGUCCAGCUGGUUUACCACGUCGGGAAGCGAUCUGAGCGAGCGCAGUGCUGUUGCCUUCCGUGUACUGUUUGUGUGUGGUGUGCUGCCUCUGCCCUCUGCCGCGCAGAUGCUAGUGUUACCUUUCUAUGGACAAUGAUAAUAAAAUUUGAAUUUAUUCGAGUGUUACA